GGAGUUGUCUCGUCUUCCUCGUUGGGAGAGGUUGGGUACCGCAGCUCAUACCACUCCCGCGCUCUCCUCUUUAUUUUUUACCUUUGGUCUCAUUUAUCUCGAAAUGCAUUACACAAUAGAAAGUAUACGCAAUCUCCUGGCUAUCAAAAACAUCAAAAUCGACAAUAUUUUCUUCUUCUUCCACUACAAAGUAACAAUGGUGCUGUUAGUGAUAUUCAGUUUGUUGUUGUCUAAAAAGCAUUAUUUUGGUGAUCCAAUUGACUGUCUCGUUGAGUCACUAAACAGUCACACCAUUGACAUGUACUGCUGGAUCCACUCCACGUACACCUUCCCAGCGCUUAACGGAGCCCGGGUUGGGGAGGAAGUGGCGCAUCCGGGUGUGGCAAACUAUGAAGGUAUGCGGCGCCCCGGUGCUGAUCCUGAGCUCUACAGCGUGAGGCACCACAAGUAUUAUCAAUGGGUCGUCCUCUUUUUGUCACUUCAGGCGUUUAUGUUCUACGUGCCGCGAUACAUGUGGAAGACUUGGGAGGGCGGUCGCGUGGGCAGACUGGUUGGCGAACUAAACCUACCCGUGGGUGACAGCGACUCGAGGCAUCAGACACUCACCCUUGCCGUGGAUUACUUCACCCGAUACUUCCACUACCACAACAUUUAUGCCUUCCAGUUCUUCUUCUGCGAGCUUCUGAAUUUCAUCAAUAUAAUAGGUCAAUUUUUUUUGACGGACAGAUUUUUAGACUACAGCUUCAUGAACUAUGGCCCGAGGGUGACAUCAUAUGGAUGGUCGAAUGCCUUGUAUGGCGAUGAUCCAAAGGACGAGAUUUUUCCUAAGGUCGCCAAAUGCGUAUUCCACAAAUUUGGUCCAACGGGCACCGUCAUGCGCCAUGACGCACUCUGUGUUCUGUCGCUGAAUAUUCUCAAUGAAAAAGUCUUCGCAUUCCUCUGGUACUGGUUCAUUGCACUGGCAGUCUUCACCGCAAUUGGUCUCCUGUACCGGCUGGCGACGCUCCAGCUGUCCUUCCGCACUUACCUCCUAAGAAGACAUGCUCGUCUGGUGCCCGGAGAAAAGAUCGAACAAAUUUCACGCAGAUGUUACAUUGGAGACUGGUUCAUCUUGUGUUUGCUUGCCCAGAAUAUGGACGCCUUCGCCUAUCGAGACUUCAUGAUGCAAUUAAGUGAACGAGUGGUAGAAAAAGAGCACGUAUCGUAAUCCAGCCGUCCCAGCACUUAUCCCACACCACCCAGAGGCGAAAAACCCAGUAUGGCUCUGCUAAGUAUCCCCUUAACCCGGUAGCUGCGGAGAACAUGUAUCUUAAAGGCCCCUCUAAGCGAAUUAAUGAGAAAAAAUCAUCACUCGCGCAAACCAUUUCAUAAUAUAUAGUUCCAAUGCAUUUGUGAUCAGUUUGUGCAUCAUCUAUUUGGGGGAUUUAUAUCAUGGUAAAAAUUUGGCCCAUCGCUGGUACAUGGUAAAGCCACAAAUUUGGCCUGUCGCUGCUACCGGGUUAAGCGUCGCUGGAAAUAUAUUGAUACUUGUAAAAAUAUUAUCGGCCAGCCAGACUAACUAUUUUUACUCCCAUCAGAAUGUGUUGAACGUCUUCUAAUCAAUAAUUUUAAAACUUUUUCGAAAUGUAAAAUAAAAUUGAGGUUACACAAAAAACACAGACCCGAGAUUAGCCACACCCUUCCUCAAGGAUACUGGUAUUGGCGAAUUAGUUUAUUUUCCUCUCCUUCUUUUUUCCUCUUUUUCAUCGUCUUCUUCUUGUUCUUCUUCCUCUUCUUCUUCUUCUUCUCUUUCCUCUUCUUCUUCUUUCUUUUUUUUCUCCUUCUUCUUCUUCUUCAUCUUCUUUUUCUUCUUUAUUUCUUCUUCAUUUUUUUAUUUUCCUUUUUUCUACUUUUUCUUUCUCUUUUUCUUUUCCUUCUUCUUCUUCUUCCUUUUCUUCUUCUUCUUUUUCUUGUUCUUGUUCUUUUCUCUCUAUUUCUUCUUCUUCUUCUACUUCUUCUUCGUCCUUUUUUUCUCCUUCUUCUUUUUCUUCAUCUUCUUUUCUUUCUAUUUCUUCUUCUUCUUCUUCUUCUUCUUCUUGUCCACCCUCCAACUGUGUCGCCAAUAAUUCUAGAGCAGUGUUCUUCAACCUUUCAUAAGUUCCUGCACCGUUCCGGAAGCCUUGAGGAAUCCAUGUAUCAAAGCUCCUUGGGCAAUUAAUUACCACAAAAUGACAUAAAUACUUCAGGUUUUCUUUAGUAUUAAGACUGAAAACAUGUAAACAAAAUUAUAAGGUCUCCAAGUUACAUAUAUCGUCACCUUCGUAAGCAAACCGUCUAAGUCAUUAUUUUCUACUUUAAAGGAAAUCAGAAAAGAACUGUCAUUAUCUCAUUUGGCUUAAGAUUUAGGCAGAAAUGAGAAGGCCAAUUCUAGAACACUCAAACCCUGAAUGACGAAGGCAACUAUACAAAAACGGGCGUCACGUGUUAAAAAAUUGAUGUAGGCAAAAACCUGGAAAUCGUUGAAAAAUGACUUAGGGGAUUAUUUUAUGAAGGUGACGAUAUGGAACAUAGAUACUUUGUCCAAAAUAUUUGUGCUAUAGGUGCUAAAUGUCCAAUACAACAAUAUAAUAAUGUGAAUACCUUUUGUAUUUCUUUUUAUAAAUGUACAUAUGUGUUUUUUCAAAUGGUUGUAAAAGAUGCAAGGGGCUUCGUGGUGCAGUGGUUAGCACACUCGGCUCACAACCGAGAGAGCCCGGGUUCGAUUCCCGGGCGGAGUGGAAAAAUUUGGGCGGCUCUUCCGAUACCCUACGCCCCUGUCCACCCAGCAGUGAAUGGGUACCAGGUAUUAAUCGGGGGUUGUGUCCCGUCUCCUGGGGUCUGUUCCCUUCUCCUACAAUUCCUUCCCCUUCCGUCUCUCUGGCAUAUGACCACAGAUGUUGCGCCGAUUAAACGAAACUUUCCUUUUUUGUAAAAGAUUCAUAUGGAAUAUAAUAACAUUGUAUACACAGUGUUCGAAAAUAGCAAAUUAAAAAGAUUCAUGUAUAUACAUUUCCCACACUUUGGGGAGAAUGGCUCUUAUACUUAAAGUUAAUACUGUGUGUAAUAUACUAAUAUACUGUGAUACUCAAAUUUGUAAUACUUUAAUCGCAAUUUCAAUUAGUUUCUGAUAUUACAUUUUAUUUUUCAUGAAACAUCUUUUCGUAGUGGGCACUCAUAUUAUACACAGGUCAUAUAAUGUAUCCCCCCCCCCCCCCAUGUACCUCCUUAUUUAGACCUGCCCGCUGAAAAAAAAUCAUGCACCCAGGUUGACAGUCACUGUUCUCGAGCAGGGGCUCCCAACCUUUUUGUUCCUCUGUAUCCCUUGGUCAUUUUUUUUAGGUUCCCGUGUACUCCUAAAAAUUUAGGAUAAAAAAACGAUGAAAUUGUAAUAUUUUUAUAUUAUUUUAUAAUGAAAUCUGUAUGAGUAGACUGAUGAUAUAAUUUAAAUAAUAGUUUUGCUUACUAAGAUGAGGAAAUUGAAAAAAAAAAGGACAGUGUGCAAUUUGAAUGUAGAUUACAACACCAUGUAUUGUACAAUAGUGGUUAUUCUCUCGGACCCAAUGUACCCCCUGAAAAGUGCAAAUGUACCACUUGGGGUACAUGUACUCCAGGUUGGAAACCCCUGCUCUAGAGCACUGGCUCUCAACUGGUGGUCCAUGGACAACUGGUGGUCCAUGGUGACUUUUUGGUCUACAGGAUGUCCACUGUAUUUGGUAAUAAACUGGAAAAAAAAAUUAAAUUUUAUUGAAAGUUGAGUACAAACGAUGUAAUCAAGAUAAGUAAUUGACCAUUCAUUUUAUUGCAUUAUUAAUAUUUAAGAAGUAUAUUGGCAAUCUUUAAUAAGUUGUAGCUGGUAAGUAGCACUUCGAGUCACCUUCAGUUUCUAAACAGAAUCUAUUAUAAAACGAAUAUCCAUGAUUUACUGCACGAGUCGAGGCAAUAAGCCAUCUCGUUGAUUCUUUUCAUCUGCCGCGCGGCUACAUAUUACCCUGCCGUCAAGUGCUGUAGCUGGUGGCCGCCGAAUUGCCGAGCUGAUUAGUUGAUCAUCCGUCCUGUGUCCUAUCGCUGAAAAGCUUGUCGGUGAGAAGAGAAUCCAAAAGUCUAGUUGCAAGGAAAAUAUAAUUAAUCAAACUUGCAAGGAUAGUGCAGGUUAGUUGUAUACUCCUGCAUGAUUUUAAAAAUUCUGUUUGAUAUAAAUAAAUUUCACAGGAAAAUUGUGUACUCCUAUGCAAAUGUUUCCAGGAAAUUAUGUUUGUAAGAAAUAUUUUUCAGAUUAAAAUGAUAGUUGGCUGUUAUUUUAUAUCAUUUCUCGAAAUUGUUUUCAAGAGAUAUAUUUCAAAUUAAAUAAUGUUCCAUGA
Messenger RNA from Eriocheir sinensis (Chinese mitten crab), 4376 nucleotides. Its product is annotated as innexin inx2-like. Gene Ontology annotation, molecular function: gap junction channel activity. Lineage: Eukaryota; Metazoa; Arthropoda; Malacostraca; Decapoda; Varunidae. The transcript is spliced from 6 exons. Bases 104 to 1207 code for a protein of 367 amino acids. Gene Ontology annotation, biological process: phototransduction. The record is from RefSeq and is a predicted model, not a curated record. Gene Ontology annotation, cellular component: gap junction; plasma membrane.